This is a messenger RNA of Hyla sarda, 3861 nucleotides long. It is a transcript of the gene TAS1R1, whose product is annotated as taste 1 receptor member 1. Gene Ontology annotation, biological process: G protein-coupled receptor signaling pathway. The transcript has 6 exons. Gene Ontology annotation, cellular component: membrane. The record is from RefSeq and is a predicted model, not a curated record. NCBI's taxonomy places the organism in Eukaryota, Metazoa, Chordata, Amphibia, Anura, Hylidae. The coding region runs from base 272 to 2773 and encodes 833 amino acids. Gene Ontology annotation, molecular function: G protein-coupled receptor activity.
GUUUGAUCCCUUUGGAGAUUCAUUUGCUGAUCCCACAUUUGGAUACAUUUAUCUCGGCACUUACAGUUUCCUCUUCUGUAUAAUCCCUGACGACUCAGUCUACACAUAUACAAAUGAGGCUGUAUGCUGAUCCUGCGGCCGGGCGUCCAUCAUAUGUAUUUACAUAGGCGUCACCAUCGCCCCUGGAGAGCAAACAACUCUACUCAUAGACGGCAAACCAGAACUCUGUCCUGCACCGGCACCAUUGUCCCACCGUGGUCCUGAAUACAUCAUGACUACAUCCCCAGGAUUGUAUCCUAUCAUCUUCUUCAUUCUUCAUUUCUACCCAGCACUGGGCUGCACCGAAACCAAAUAUAAGACGGAAUUUAGCAAAUCGGGCGACUUUGUCAUCGCGGGAUUAUUCACUUAUCAUAAAGCGGAUGCAUCAACAUCCUCCACUCCUCUGAUUGACAAUUGUGAAGGAACCUCCUUCAAUUCACAAGGUUAUCAUCUGCUCCAAGCCAUGAGAUUCACCAUCAAUGAAAUCAAUAACUCCAGUCGGCUUCUCCCCAAUGUCACCCUGGGCUACGAGCUUUACGACACCUGUUCAGACUCCGCCAACAUCUAUGGGACCCUCAGGAUCCUCUCCCAGUGCGCGGCCCCCUAUAUAAAGAUAAAAAACAACUUCAGUGACUAUGAAAUGAAAACCAUUGCGUUGGUUGGACCGGCCAGCAGCAGCUUCGCUUUUGUUACUGCGAGUAUAUUAGGGAAAUUCCUCAUGCCGCAGAUCAGUUACUCGGCCUCCAAUGAGUUGCUCAGCCGUAAGCUGCUAUACCCAUCUUUUUUUCGCACUAUCCCCAGCGACAAACUUCAAGUAGAAGUCAUUCUGAACUUGCUGCAGAGAUUUAACUGGACGUGGAUAGCAAUAGUGGGCAGCGAUGAUGUCUAUGGCCGGCAGGGCUUACAAGACUUAUACUCCUUGGCAACAAGCAAAGGCAUCUGUGUAGCUUACCAAGGGUUAAUCCCGUACAGCACAGACAGGACCAGCACCAAGAAGAUGGUGGCUAACAUUGUGCAGGUCCGGGUUCGGGUAACUGUGGUCUUUUCUGCCUAUUUUAAUGCCAGGAUAUUUUUUGAAGAAGUGGUUAACGCCAACGUGACGGAUUUUGUGUGGAUCGGCAGUGAGAGUUGGUCCGUGGACUCGCAGAUCGGGGAGCUGCCAGACAUCAAGAGCAUCGGCUCCAUCCUGGGGGUCUCCGUGGCUAAGAUCUAUUUCCCGCAGCUCAUAGACUUUGAGAUUAACUAUGUUAAAUCCAUUAAAGCAAUGGACUUGGGCCAAUAUGGCUGCAACCAAAUGUGUCAGGAAUGUCGCUCAUUCACUCCACAGAACAUGUCAAUCCCCAGUCAGUUCGCCAUGUCGGUCGCUUUUAAUGUAUACUCCGCUGUCUACGCCAUAGCUUACAGCUUACACGACUUAUUGGAUUGUAAAUCUGGACAAUGCAGGAAUGAGACUGUUUAUCCUUGGCAGCUCUUACAAUAUGUGAAGAAGGUGAAUUUCACUCUCUACAAUCAGUCCAUCUAUUUUGACAGUAACGGGGACUCGGCCACCGGCUACGACAUAGUGAUGUGGUCCUGGGAUGGCGUCUCCCCAUCCUUUAAGGUUAUUGGCUCAUACAGCAAAGUUGCAGGAAGGCUCCAGCUGACAGAAGAGCUAAAAUGGCACACCAAGGAUAACUCAGUUCCUGAAUCAGUUUGUUCAAAAGAAUGUGAGAAAGGAGAAAGACGAGUGCAGACGGGGUCGUUUUCUUGCUGUUUCGACUGUAUUUCUUGCCCAGAAAUGACUUUUGUCAACCAGAGCGAUCUCUACACCUGUCAGCCUUGUAGAUCCGAUCACUGGUCGCCCGUGAAGAGUGACAUCUGCUACCCCAGAACCUUAGAAUAUCUUCCAUGGACGGAUCCCUUGUCCCUCGUCCUUCUUAUAAUCGUCACUUUGUUGCUGAUACUUAUUGUGGCGAUUGCUGCGAUAUUCGUUGUGAAGCUCGAUACCCCAGUAGUGAAGUCAGCGGGGGGCAGGAUGUGUUUGCUGAUGUUAUGUUCCCUGGCAUGCUCCUGUUGCACCCUCUAUUGUUAUUUCGGUAGGCCCGGGGUGGUCACAUGUCUGGUGAGACAACCCGUCUUCUCCAUCAGCUUCACCGUUUGCUUUUCCUGCAUUGUGGUCCAUUCAUUCCAGAUCGUCUGCAUCUUUAAAAUGGCCACGCACAUGCCCAAAGUGUAUGACAUGUGGGUGAAGAGGAACGGCUCGGAUAUCUUCAUCGUGGUCAGUACCGCCGGUCAGGUCCUGAUCUGCAUCGUCUGGAUGGUGGUCAAGCCGCCUUUGCCCAUUGAAGAUUAUGCCACGUUCCCUGACCAGAUCAUCCUAAAGUGCUCGGAGACGGCCUCCGUGGGCUCUGUGGCUCAGAUCGCUUACAUUGGUCUCCUUAGUAUGUUGUGCUUCACCUUCUGUUACAUGGGGAAAGACUUACCAGACAAUUACAACGAGGCCAAAUGUAUCUCCUUCAGUUUGUUGGUCUACUUCUUCUCCUGGAUCGCGUUCUUCACCACCUACAUCAUCUACCAGGGGAAGUACAUAGAGGCUGUCAACGUGGCUGCCGUAUUAGUCAGUGUGAUGGGGAUUCUUAUUGGCUACUUUACUCCAAAAUGUUGCAUUAUUCUCUUUACACCAGAACUCAACACUACUGAGCAUUUCCAGACGGCCAUUCAGAACUACACCAAGAAACAAUCUGCGGCUGACUAGGAUGCCCGCUGGUUUUUCCCAUAUGGGGGAGUAUGGUGGGUGAGGCACAUGGGUGACAUGUCCUGGGACCUCCAUUAGCACACUCCUCUGACCUGCUGUCAGUCACCAAUAGCAUGGAUAUUGUAUACACUGCUCACUCACUCCCGCCCCCCAUAUGUCAGAAAAAUAUGGUCCCCUAAUGAUCCCUUCCAGCUGAGAGAGGUGGCUGUCAUGCUCAUGGUUGUCUCUUUUGAAGACCAAGGGAUGUGGCUGUUUCUGUACUUCCUGGUGAUUUCAGUUUCAGUCAGGUGGGCUGCAGGUCCCAGAGAUAAGAAGGGACACACCACAAAAUAGUUUUUGCCAAGGCACCUUAAAGGGGUUGUCUAGUGAAAUUAACAACCUUUGUACGGUGUCAUAAGUAUAAUAAAAUAACUUCACAUCAUGUCUUCCCUCCUUCCAACAUGGAACUAGACCAGGGAUGUGAAUGGGGAGCUGAUAAUACUGCUCUUUAUAUUUAUGACUCAUUAGAUAAGGCAGCAGGGAGCCCAUUCUGUAAGAAACAACUGUGACUGAGAACAUCUUUCUGCUGCCUUAUCUAAUGAGUGAUAAAUCUAAUGAGCAGCUCCUCCUUCACAUCCCAGGGCUAGUCCCUUUCUGACAGGAGGUGAGGGAGCAGAAGCUCUCAGCUUUCAGAGGGUAAUAACUUUGGCAACAAUCCUUUAUACUGCUAUCCUUGUGGUGUAAACCUUUGCCCAAUAUCAGCUUUAUUUCGGAAUAACUAGAUUGGGCAGAACGUUUCAGUUUCCAAACAUGAUGGUAGAAGAGUCAGUGGUCCGACUCUAUAGGGGGGGAUAGUUAUAGAUAUCAUAAUCUAUCAAGAUUCUAUGAGGCUCGUCUUGUAUUUGUGACUGUAAACAGCUGAACAUACGGUUUUGGAUAUGAAUAUGACUAUAUAUAUCUGUAGGUAAUCUUUGUAUUUUUUUUAUCCAGUAUUAUGUAUAAAGAUAUAAAGAUAUUAUAAGACAUCUUCUGAGUGUUUGUGAAGAAAUUAGAUUUUUUUCAGCUUUCAUCUAUGUGCAGAAAUAUCAAUCUUCCUAUGAACAAUAAAA